Messenger RNA from Xenopus tropicalis (tropical clawed frog), 1853 nucleotides. It is a transcript of the gene cd247, whose product is annotated as CD247 molecule. Gene Ontology annotation, molecular function: transmembrane signaling receptor activity. Gene Ontology annotation, cellular component: plasma membrane; plasma membrane protein complex; membrane. The coding region runs from base 764 to 1246 and encodes 160 amino acids. Gene Ontology annotation, biological process: regulation of immune response; cell surface receptor signaling pathway. The transcript has 8 exons. Lineage: Eukaryota; Metazoa; Chordata; Amphibia; Anura; Pipidae. The record is from RefSeq and is a predicted model, not a curated record.
GGGGGGAUUUGGGGUGAGUGCUUAUUUGUACCCUGGGUACCCCUGGAACUAUAGCAGAGUGAUUAGGUUAUUAUGAACUUAUUCAGAACUAAAAAGGAAAUAACAAAUAUUGGAUCCCAAAUGGAUUUGAGAAUGCUACCAAAACAGGUAUAAGUAUAGGUUAAAGGGUUUCCGGAUAAGGGGUACCUGUAUCUCUAAGGGAGUGUUGAGGAGACUUGUUGCCUGCAGUAACCCAUAAUCCAGCACAAAAUGACGCAGGUAAAACACAUAACUCAACCACAUAUCUGGUUCUAAAGACUUCAAAAUGAUUUUGUUCUCACGGUUUGUUUCCACCGAGGGGUUACAUUUCUUGUUUGCUCUACAUGAAGUCUUUUCAUUUGAAUAAUUUCAUUUGAGUCCUACAAGGAAAUGGGGAUUAGGAUCUGUGAGUGUAACAUACACACCCUGUUGUAUAAAAAUUGCUGAAAGUGGGUACAAAUAUACAAACACACUUCUGUGGCUUUUACAGGCUCUGAGCGAGCAGUGAAGCUCUUAUCAAAAACAAGCAGACGAGAAAGGAAAAAGAUGAAACAGAAUAGGUUGAGAGUGUGGUCUCUCGUGUGUGUGUGCGAGAGUGUGCGAGAGUGCCGCACCAAACACAAGCCACUCUAGAUGUGCCGUUUCCUGUGCACUCAAGCAGCAGAGCUCCGCAGGUUGGAAGGCGAGAGGCUCCUCAGUAGAACAGGAACAUUGGGACGGUGUCCUUGCCUCAUCCAGGCCCACCAUGAAGUCCAGAUGGAUUGCCUUAUCCACAUUCCUGAACAGCCAAGUCUUAUCUGCAGAUGCCCAAGUAUUUGGCCUGACAGACCCCAGGCUGUGCUAUAUCCUGGAUGGGCUCCUCUUCAUAUACGCCAUUAUCGUCACCGCACUUUUCUUUAGAGAGAAGUUGUCGAAAGUCCCUCCAGAGCCAGUUGUUUACGGGGACAGUAAAUAUGCUGAGCUGGGCCCCCGCGGCCAAGCUAAAUACGACGUCCUGAACACCCGGGGUGACGACAAGGCGGCGAGGAGACAGAAACGCUCAGAGACUGAUUCAACUUAUACAGGUCUCCAGAGGGAUAAGAUGAGUGACCCCUACAGCGACAUCAGAACAAAGCAGCCCCAGAAGCGACAGGGGAAGAAAAACGACCCCGUGUACCAGGGAUUGAGCUCGGGCUCUCGGGACACGUAUGACGCCCUCCAUAUGCAGCCGCUCCCCCCCCUGCCCUGAGCAGCACGACCAACCACAAAAUGGCCCCCCAGAGGAUUCCAGCCAAUCCCUGAAAUGCACUCACUCAACUGCUUGUUUUUUUUUUUUUUUUUUCCAUCUAAUUAAAGGGAAAGUGUAUCCUCAGCCAUUUUCAUCUCCCUUAGGGACAAGGCUAGAACUUUUAACCCAAUGAGCAUUAUCACAAGAUGAUGUAUAAAUAUAUAGAUAUAAAUAUAUAUAAUAUUGCCUAAGCUGUUUCACUAUAGAAGGCUGGGGAUGAGUGAUUCGUUGCACAAUCUACUUCCUGUUAAAAAUAAAAUGGUUUUCCCCAGCCUUCUGUAAUGCAGCACUAGCAAAUUAUAUAUAUAUAUAUAUAUAUAUGUCCCAGUGUCAAAAUGUACAUUGUUAUAUACUUAUUCUCAGGAUUGCAGGCUUAGCUUACUGGCACUGGUGCUUUAAUAAGGAUUUUCAGAAAAGGGGGCUUUUUGUAAUUUUGAUCUCUUACCCUUAAGUCUACGAAGAAAUCAUUUAACCAUGAAAUAAACCCAAUAGGGCUGUUCUGCCCCCAAUAAGGGGUAAUUAUAUCUUAGUUGGGAUCAAGUACAGGUACUGUUUUAUUAUUACAGAG